GGAUCCCUCCCUUAAACCCCACUUUGCUACUCUCUAAAAUCUCAAAACCUAAACACGUGCUUUCUCUUCCUCGCGCUUCAACCAACAAUGGCUUCCGUGGUUUCAAUCAACAAGCCAAAGAAGAAGAAGGCGAAGCACAGCGUGUCUCUGUCAGAGCUGAAAACCCUAGGCCACCAGCUCCUCUCCUCCCGAGCGCACAUCAACAACCUCCCUCUCCUCCUCUCCUUCGUGUCCCCAACCUCACCUCCUCCCUACGCCCUCGAGUCCCUCCUCUCGCUCCAGUCAUUCUUCACCCCUAUCCUCCCUUCCCUCCCUUCCUCUUCUUCUUCCAAGGCCUCCUCAGCCAGCCUCGGGGACGACCCUGACUUCAUCUACCUCACCUGGCUGCGCUCCAAGUUCGACCUCUUCGUCCACUCGCUCAUCGAGCUUGCAAUCUCUCCAGACUCCGAUGAAACUCUCAAAGAGAUUGUGUUGGAUACGAUAAUGGAGUUUGUGAAGGUGGGAAAUAAUGGAAGGUUUCACUCUGCUAUAUACCACAAGUUUUUACAUUCUAUUGUUCACUCUACAAUGUCCAUUUAUUUCUUAAUAGACUUGCUCGCAUCGAAGUACUUCCAGUACAUUGAUGUACGUUAUUUUACCUACAUUAGCCUGGAAAAACUUGCUAGAACUUUGGAGUCAAAAAACAUCUCGGAUAACACUGAAGUGAAUGCUGAUAGCAACAAUGAGAGUCAUUCAAGAACAAGCAUGGAGGUUUUUAUUCACAACAUACACUAUAUUUUAUCACAAAUCCCCCAUCUGGAAGGCUCGGAUGAAAAAUCUGAUUAUGAGAUGUGGAGCACAUCAGGAAGUGAUAGUAAAGAGGUUUCUGCGAAUUCAAAAGCAGAAGAUAAACAAUCCCAGACUGAGAAGCAUAACAAUAAUGUGUUGUCUGCAGCCAAAAUUUCCAAAAAGAUGGGAUUAAAAUUUACAAAAGCAUGGAUUUCAUUUCUUAGGUUACCACUUCCACUCGAUGUGUACAAGGAGGUUCUUGUUAGUCUCCAUCAGGCUGUUAUUCCUUAUUUGAAUAAUCCUAUCAUGUUAUGCGAUUUUUUGACAAGAUCAUAUGACAUUGGUGGUGUUGUUAGUGUCAUGGCUCUUAGCAGCCUCUUCAUCCUCAUGACACAAUAUGGUUUGGAGUAUCCUAAUUUCUAUGAAAAGCUUUACGUUUUAUUGGUCCCUUCUACCUUCAUGGCAAAGCACCGGGCAAAGUUUUUUCAGCUUCUUGAUUCUUGCUUAAAAUCUCCACUUCUUCCAGCAUAUUUGGCGGCUGCUUUUGCUAAGAAAUUGAGUCGGCUAUCACUGUCAGUUCCUCCUUCAGGAGCGUUGGUUGUUAUAGCUCUGAUUCACAAUCUUUUACGAAGACAUCCUUCAAUCAACUGUUUGGUGCACCGGGAAGAUGGUGAUGAAACGGCAAAAGAUAAUUCAAAAGCAGAAAAAGGUGACUCUGGAACUGGCUCAGAUAUGUCCAGCAGGAAACCAGGGAUGGAUCACUUUAACAAUGAGGAAAGUAAUCCCAUAAAGUCCAAUGCUAUGAGAAGUUCGCUUUGGGAAGUUGAUACCCUCCGUCACCAUUACUGCCCUCCUGUUUCAAGGUUUAUUUUGUCACUUGAAAAUGAUUUGACUGUCAGAGCUAAAACAACUGAAAUAACAGUUGAAGAUUUCAGUUCGGGUUCGUAUGCGACAAUUUUUGGGGAUGAGAUUAGGCGAAGGGUAAAACAGGUUCCAGUAGCAUUCUAUAAAGUUACUCCCACCUCUUUGUUCUCGGAGUCCGAUUUUGCUGGUUGGACUUUUAAAAAUGAUGACAGCAAGGAAGAGGAUGAUGGCAAUGAGGAGAACGAGAUUACAAAUAUAUCUGACGAACACGAUCACCGUUCUGCAAAACGACGAGUAGAGAGUUCAUGAACCAGAUGCUGUUUCUCUCUGUGCAUGUGUACACCACCAUUAUAUUUGAGUCACCAUUUUUCUUUUUGGGCUAGGCUCUUUCAUUUUUGUGCGAAGGGGUUGGGGAUUUUAUAGGCCUAAUUUUGUUAGCUGUACACUACAGCAGGUUUUGACCUGCUCUUCGGCCAAUUUAUCUAUUCCUUGCCAGUGUAAUCUGCAAUUUCUUUGAGAUGAAGUGAUCACAGCCAAUAUAGGUAAUAAACAAAUUAUUUGAAAAUAACAUGAAAUAUAAUUGUGUUUAGCACCU
Messenger RNA from Alnus glutinosa, 2227 nucleotides. RefSeq names its product protein NUCLEOLAR COMPLEX ASSOCIATED 4. Bases 88 to 1941 code for a protein of 617 amino acids. Gene Ontology annotation, cellular component: Noc4p-Nop14p complex; small-subunit processome; nucleolus. The record is from RefSeq and is a predicted model, not a curated record. NCBI's taxonomy places the organism in Eukaryota, Viridiplantae, Streptophyta, Magnoliopsida, Fagales, Betulaceae. The transcript is spliced from 15 exons. Gene Ontology annotation, biological process: ribosome biogenesis.